AUGAGUGAAGCAGUACAUUCCACCGUAUCAUCAGAGCUCCUUGGAUCAGAUAGUGAUAAAGACAAUCAGAAAGAUAUAUGGAUUUUCGGGUACGGAUCACUAGUAUGGAAGGCAGAUUUUCCGUUUGAAGAGAAACGAACGGGCUACAUUGAAGGAUUCCUGCGACGCUUCUUCCAGAACAGUAUUGAUCACCGUGGCACAGUAGAGCGGCCUGGACGUGUGGUUACUUUAAUUCACUCGGAAAAUUCUGAAUCGAAGGUUUGGGGCAUGGGCUAUCGUAUCGGUGCCAAAGAUAAGCUACAAGUAUUGCAACAUCUCGACCAUCGGGAGAAGAAUGGGUACGAACGACAUAGCGUGAAGUUUUAUCCCUACCCUUGGAGUACGGACCAGUUGAAUGAUCCGCAAUCGAUUCUGCUGUAUGUAGCGACCCAAGAUAAUCCAUCCUUUGCGGGACAGAGCGACACAUUAGAUGAGAUUGCGGCACAGAUACUCACGUCCGUAGGCCAGAGUGGUCGAAAUCCGGAGUACGUGUACAAACUCGCGGAAGCUAUGCGUCAACUUUACCCGGGAGAACAGGACGAUCAUCUGUUUGAGCUGGAAAAACUGCUUUUGCAGCGCGAUCCAUUAGCAAAUGUGCAACGAACGCCGGAUCCGGUCCCCGACGGUGAUGCAAAUCGGUCCGAACUCAGCAAGGAAGGCUAG
This is a messenger RNA of Anopheles marshallii, 702 nucleotides long. RefSeq names its product putative glutathione-specific gamma-glutamylcyclotransferase 2. Gene Ontology annotation, biological process: glutathione catabolic process. The record is from RefSeq and is a predicted model, not a curated record. The transcript has 2 exons. NCBI's taxonomy places the organism in Eukaryota, Metazoa, Arthropoda, Insecta, Diptera, Culicidae. The coding region runs from base 1 to 702 and encodes 233 amino acids. Gene Ontology annotation, molecular function: gamma-glutamylcyclotransferase activity; glutathione specific gamma-glutamylcyclotransferase activity. Gene Ontology annotation, cellular component: cytoplasm.